GGCUCGAGGCACGCUCUCUUUAAGUCUGCGAAAGGCGCAGCGAGAGGUGCGUGAGCGCUCGCGGACAUCCCAGCCAAGCGGACCUCGCAGCCGGCGUUCUGAAGCGUGCAUUUAAUGCAGAUCGGCUUUCCGAAAAACAAUAAUAGCAAUAAUAGCUGUCAUUCAAGUGUCAAGUGCCGAACAGAACAGAAUAAUGCUUGUGUCCGUGGUCUGUGCGUCGUUCGUUCUUAUUCCUUGGCUGUGCGAUGCUAGAAUCAGUACGCAGUAUGUCAUCGGAUGUCCUGAGCGAUGCGACAAAUCGCUGUGUCCUCCGAUACCCGCAGACUGCCUCGCCGGGGACAUCCUCGACCAGUGCGACUGCUGUCCGGUGUGCGCCUCCGGCGAGGGAGAGGCGUGCGGCGGUACGGGAAGACUCGGUGACCCGCAGUGCGCCGAAGGGCUGGAGUGUUCGUUUGCAGACGGGGUCGGCUACACCGCCACCGUGAGAAGACGGGGGAAAAGCGGCGUGUGUGUGUGCAAAAGCACCGAGCCCGUGUGCGGCAGUGACGGCGUGUCCUACCGUGACGUCUGCGAGCUGAAGAGAGUGAGCAGCCGUGCCCAGAAACUUCAGCAGCCGCCCAUCCUCUUUAUUCAGAGAGGAGCCUGCGGAAAAGGCCAUGAGGGGAGUCCGGACAGUCUGCGCCACAAAUACAACUUCAUCGCCGACGUGGUGGAGAAGAUCGCCCCGGCCGUGGUCCACAUCGAGCUCUACCGCAAGAUGGUGUUCACCAAGCGCGAGGUGGCGGUGGCCAGCGGCUCGGGCUUCAUCGUGUCCGAGGACGGUCUCAUCGUCACCAACGCCCACGUGGUCGCCAACAAGCACCGCGUCAAGGUGGAGCUCAAGCCUGGCGACACCUUCGACGCCAAGAUCAAAGACGUGGACGAGAAGGCCGACAUCGCCCUCAUCAAGAUCGACACUCCGAUGAAGCUCCCCGUGCUGUUGCUGGGCAACUCCGCCGACCUACGGCCUGGCGAAUUCGUGGUGGCCAUCGGCAGUCCGUUCUCCCUGCAGAACACCGUGACCACGGGCAUCGUCAGCACAACCCAACGUGGCGGCAAGGAACUCGGCCUUCGCAAUUCCGACAUGGACUACAUCCAGACAGACGCCAUCAUCAAUGUGAGACAUGAGCCUCGCCAGCCAAACCGCCCCAUUUACUGCAGCUAUGUACUGGCAAAAAUGAUAUUUCUUCUUUUCUCCUUUCAGUAUGGGAACUCCGGAGGGCCUCUGGUGAACCUGGAUGGAGAGGUUAUAGGAAUCAACACUCUGAAGGUGACAGCUGGGAUCUCCUUUGCCAUUCCUUCUGACAAGAUCCGCCAGUUCCUCACCGAGUCUCACGAGCGACAGGCCAAAGGAAAAAUGGCUCCAAAAAAGAAGUACAUUGGCGUGAGAAUGAUGUCCCUCACCACAACCCUGGCUAAGGAGCUCAAGGAAAGGGAUCCUGACUUCCCAGAUGUCACCUCCGGCGCAUACAUCAUCGAGGUCAUUCCCAAAACUCCGGCCGAAGUAGCCGGGCUCAAGGAGAGUGAUGUCAUCAUCAGUAUCAACAGCCAGCGAAUCACCUCAGCGAGUGACGUCAGCGCGACCAUAAAGAAGGAUGACACGCUUCGGACCGUGGUCCGCCGGGGAAACGAGGACAUCAUCCUCACCAUUGUCCCUGAGGAAAUCGACCCUUGACCACCCUACCCCACCCUACCCCACCCCCAAACACACACACACCCCUGACCUCCUGCUUAACCAUGAGCUAGUUCUUAAAAGAACACAGACUUUUACAGUGUGUGACUGAAGGCACACUGGUUAUAGCUCUUGUAGUAGCACGAAUCUCUCCGUCUUUAAACUUUAAAGACUACCGUUCUAAACUGUUCUGCCCUCUAAAACACUCCUCCUUCCCCUGUUCCAUGUCUUCUUGCUUUCAAUAGUUCACUGUUAGUUGCAGCCUGUCAUUAAUCAAUUGUUAUUAUGUCUGAAGUGAAACCACUCGAUUGCAGAUGCAUGCAACAGCUAAAAAUAGUGUCUGGGCUUUGGAGUGGAACAUAUCAACUCUAGGCGUGUUUGUUUUUCUUCUUUGUGUGUACAUCAGAAAG
Molecule: messenger RNA, 2121 nt
Organism: Electrophorus electricus (electric eel)
Lineage: Eukaryota; Metazoa; Chordata; Actinopteri; Gymnotiformes; Gymnotidae
Gene: htra1b
Product: HtrA serine peptidase 1b
Biological process (GO): positive regulation of apoptotic process; proteolysis; programmed cell death
Cellular component (GO): extracellular region
Molecular function (GO): protein binding; serine-type endopeptidase activity
Source: RefSeq, a predicted model, not a curated record